Chara braunii is the source of this 1315-nucleotide messenger RNA. The record is from the annotation of a GenBank genome assembly. NCBI's taxonomy places the organism in Eukaryota, Viridiplantae, Streptophyta, Charophyceae, Charales, Characeae.
GCCUCCUCUAAUGGAGGAGAUGCUGAGAUUGUGGCAAUGGCCCAUGAUGGGGGUGUUGGGGGCACACUCCCCGAGGCAAGGCGAAUUAUCGAUCCUGGAGGGCCCACUAAGCGCAUUGAGUCAGCUUCGGCAAGAGACCUGGAUGCUCAUCAGCACACCUCCAAGAAGAAGACAAAAAGCUCAGCAAUUGGUGCAAUCCAUCUUGGUCAAGGGAAGCCAGCUGGACCGUGGAUUCCAGUUCUGGUUCAAAUCCUUAGCAAUAUACUCCAGCUAUAAGGUUUGUCAACUACGUGCCGCGAUGACGAGGGAUCUUGCCGAGAAGGACAGAUUGUGGGAGAUGCAGCAUGAAGUGGCAGCAGACAAUCUCUAUAACAUGUGUGUUGAUCUUGGAGGGUUCUUUCUCAAGUCAGGGCAGUUCCUAGCAAAGCCAGAUAUGGUCCCUGCAGCGUGGGUGAAGCGGCUCAGCCGGUUGCAUGACCAAGCACCGGCAACACCAUUCUCAGCUGUCAAAGAGAUCGUGGAGACGGAACUCGGCGCAAACAUGAAUCUCCUAUUUGACUCAUUCUGUGAGGAGCCUUUAGGUUCUGCUUCGAUUGCGCAAGUUCACAAAGCCAAGCUUCCGAGUAAUGGUGCAGAUGUGGCAGUAAAGGUUCAGCACCCAGGCGCAUACGAGUUGAUGAUGCAUGACUUAAGAAAUCAUCGGCGGUUCGCAGCCUUCUUACAGAAAUGGGAACUGCCAUUUGAUCUUCUCUCUGUACUUCGGGAACUCGAAUCUCAGGUGAAAAAUGAGUUUGACUUUGUGAAGGAGGCCAAUGCAAUGAACCAGAUUGCGGCAUCUCUGGAAAAUUCAACAGCACUGAGAUUUCCCUCUCAUGGUGACAACUUUCCUAAAACGGGAUCAUCAAGGCGAGGAGCCAGGACACCAUCUCCAGUGAUAGUUCCUAGGUCCUUCCCUGGUAUGAUAAGCAGAAAGGUUCUAGUGAUGGAGUUCAUCGAUGGAAUUCAGAUCAUGCGGCUUAGAGAAGAGAUGGAAAAACGUGGAAUUGCAUUUGAAGGCCUGGCUGGCAGACAGGCAAAGAGGCAUAUUCUGAAGGAUUUAACGGCAGCGUACGGGCUGAUGAUUUUGAGGGAUGGGUAUUUCCAUGCGGACCCACACCCGGGAAACAUCUUCAUCUGCAACGGAGGAAAGGUAAGGACGCAAAAAAAAUAAAAAAACUAAUAAAAAUUGAGGAAAGGUGAGGAGGACCUUUGGGCUACAAGUUAACAGCACCCCCAACCCUUUUGCUUCCCCGCCAAACAAACACAAACCGCCAGA